AAGACGCGCUCAGCUGUGGUCCGGGCAGAGGGGAGGCGUGCGCUCUGCUGAAGGAGCUCUCCAGCAGCACUUGUCAAGAGCUGUGAGCAGACGACAACCUUGCUGAAAUCGUCCGGACCGGCACCAAGUUGUGGCUGUGUAGUUUUUUUUUUCUUUAUUUUUUUUUCUAUUAUGGCUGACCAUCUUUUGCACUAUAAUGACUCAGCUGGGGUCGGGAACCGAUUCGCCCGCAAAGGUGCUUUGCGGCAGAAAAAUGUGCACGAAGUGAAAAACCACAAAUUCAUUGCGAGGUUUUUCAAGCAGCCGACGUUCUGCAGCCACUGCACAGACUUCAUAUGGGGAUUUGGAAAACAGGGAUUCCAAUGCCAAGUUUGCUGUUUUGUGGUUCACAAACGCUGCCACGAGUUCGUCAGCUUCUCCUGUCCUGGAGCGGACAAAGGUCCCGACACAGAUGAUCCCAGAAGCAAGCACAAGUUCAAGAUCCACUCGUACGGCAGCCCCACCUUCUGCGACCACUGUGGCUCCCUGCUGUACGGACUCAUCCACCAAGGGAUGAAAUGCGACACCUGCGACAUGAACGUCCACAAGCAGUGUGUGGUCAACGUGCCGAGCCUGUGCGGCACCGACCACACGGAGCGCCGAGGCCGCCUCUUCCUGAAGAUUGAGGUCAGCGGCGACAGGCUUCACGUCACAGUGGGUGAAGCCAGGAACCUGAUUCCCAUGGAUCCAAACGGCUUGUCAGACCCCUAUGUUAAACUCAAGCUCAUUCCAGAUCCCAAGAAUGAGACCAAGCAGAAGACGAGGACCAUCCGCUCGUCCCUCAACCCCUGCUGGAACGAGUCCUUCACAUUUAAGCUGAAGGCGUCGGACAAGGACCGCCGCCUGUCCAUCGAGGUGUGGGACUGGGACCGGACCACCAGGAACGACUUCAUGGGCUCCAUGUCGUUCGGCGUGUCCGAGCUCAUCAAGGCUCCCACGUGUGGCUGGUACAAGAUGUUGAACCAAGAGGAGGGAGAAUAUUACAACGUCCCGAUCCCAGAGGUGGACGACAUCAACCUGGAGCUCCGGCAGAAGUUCGAGGCCUGCCAGUUAAAUAUCCACUAUCUCAAGAAAGCCAAGCUGGGGCACGGUAAGAAGAUGAUCACGCCGUCAGACCACCGGAGGUUCAGCCUGCCUUCGGGGAACAUGGACCGGGUCGGACUCCACGACUUCAACUUCCUGGCCUUGCUGGGGAAGGGCAGCUUUGGCAAAGUCAUGUUGGCAGAGAUGAAGUCCACAGAGGAGCUGUACGCCAUCAAGAUCCUGAAGAAGGACGUGGUGAUCCAGGACGACGACGUGGAGUGUACGAUGGUGGAGAAGCGGGUCCUGGCCCAGAGGGACAAGCCGCCCUUCCUCACGCAGCUCCACUCCUGCUUCCAGACAGUGGACCGGCUGUACUUUGUGAUGGAGUACAUCAACGGAGGCGACCUCAUGUAUCACAUCCAGCGAAUGGGCAAGUUCAAGGAGCCGCAGGCAGUGUUUUACGCAGCAGAGAUUGCCGUCGGUUUGUUUUUCUUGCACCGAAAAGGGAUCAUCUACAGGGAUCUGAAGCUGGACAACGUCAUGCUGGACUCCGAGGGCCACAUCAAGAUAGCGGACUUCGGCAUGUGCAAGGAGAACAUGUACGAGGGCAUGAACACGCGCACCUUCUGCGGAACCCCGGACUACAUCGCCCCGGAGAUAAUCGCAUAUCAGCCCUAUGGAAAGUCGGUGGACUGGUGGGCGUACGGCGUCCUCCUCUACGAGAUGCUGGCGGGACAGCCUCCGUUUGAUGGAGAGGACGAGGACGAGCUCUUCCAGUCCAUCAUGGAGCAUAAUGUGUCCUACCCCAAGUCCAUGUCCAAAGAGGCCGUGUCCAUUUGCAAGGGACUGAUGACCAAGCACCCGUCGAAGCGUCUGGGCUGCGGCCCCGAGGGCGAGCGGGACAUCAGGGAGCAGGCGUUCUUCAGGCGCAUCGACUGGGAGCGUCUGGCCAACAGAGAGAUCCAGCCGCCGUUCAAGCCCAAAGUGUGCGGCAAAGGAGCGGAGAACUUCGACAAGUUCUUCACGCGCACCCAGCCCGUGCUGACGCCUCCCGACCAGCUGGUCAUCGCCAACAUCGACCAGAGCGAGUUCGCCGGCUUCUCCUACAUCAACCCCCAGUUCAUCCAUCCGUCCCUGCACAGCGUGGUAUGAGGAGCGGCCACAGGAUGCUGAGAGACUCACCCCGUGCUCCACAGUGUUCCGUCCACUACUUACCAGUAUCUGCAUUUACAGUAGGAACCACUGAGGAGAGUGAAGCACGUAGAUGUUCGCAGGCAUGUUGGUACAGUUGUUGCAUAACGUCCCCAAAGCAUCUCAUUACACGGUGUUUAUUCUGAAUCUCUAUCUGUGUUUCUUCCAACCUGCAGCCUUCUUCUUGUGUAUGAAUGUGUCCCAGUACAGGUUGAACUCUCAUUAGAUAUUAAAGAUGCAAGCUCCCAUUCCUCAUCCCACUCACCUGAUCUUACUACGCAACGAUCUGCAAUGCACGACAUGAACAGAACCUAUUUUUCUGCUCCGUCCUGUCUUUGUCUACUUCUGAACUUGCUACCUGUACAUUAUAUGUAUAUAAACUCCAGGAUAAAAGCGGUAGUGUACUGUUACACGAGUGCCAAAGUAGAAGUGGAAGCUGAACAUUUCUAUUCCAGUCCUUUUAAUGUUGUUCUUCUCUGGACCGCGUCGACACAAUAAAAGGCCUGUGUGUUGUUUCGUGGGACGUGGAAGUGGACGCGGGGGGGGGGGGGGGGGGGGGGGGGGUUCCGUUUGUCUCGCGUCUCGUACAGAGCGUGUUUGCAGGACACGGGGUCAGAAGGCGGCGGACGCGUUCUAAACUCUAAAGAUGCUGUUUCCAUAGGCACAACGCAGAUCUCUGUUGCAUGCUUAUUUUCUGACUCUGUAUGAGCAGUAGACUGUAGGAUGCAGUACACGUCUGGUAUCAUUGUAAAGUUUAGUAUUAUGAUAUAAACUAUGUUAAUAUAUACUUGUAUGUCUGAAGAAAAGUUUCUAUCUGUUGAGGAAAAAAAGGUUUGUUCCUGUUUUACGUUCCGCUUCUGUCCGACCCUUUAUCGUGCGUCGACCUUUUUGUAAAUAUGUUUGGGGAAGACAGAAGCUCGUCGCAGAUUUUAUACUAUGAACUGAAUGUGCUUUUACUACCGGAGGCGGUUUGGACAUUUCUAUGUUUAGAUCAGCCCGGAGGAGAGUUCUAGGACAUCUGGCUGAAGCGUUGGCAGCUUUGGUAUCAGCGGACCUUGUUACAUGUAUUUCCACUAUUUAUCCAGCGUUUUCUACUCAGUGCUCAGAGAAUAUGCAGCAGCCGUGUGCGUGAAAAGCUCCGACGCCCUGUUGCCUUGGUCAUCUCAGGGCUGACUCCUGGAACAGACGGACAGACGGCGAUGAAGCUGCAUUGUUGUUGUUGUGAGGAGAUCAGAGCCCUCGGUGGCAGAAACACGUCUACUUUAUAUAUUGUGUGCAUGCGUGAGGCGAGGUCUGAGCUAAGCAUGCGAAAGGACCCCCUGCAUGAUACAGAGACCACCCCCCCCCCAACCCCCACCCACUCCCAGGUGUGGAGCAUGGAGUUCCCCCCACCUUGUUGCACACAAUGAGACAAACCGGUCCAACGAGUAACUGCGCGCUAUUCUGCUCUUCGUCUUUUAGCACUCGCUGUCAUGUAGCCCAGCCCGUUUGGCUAAAAGGCUAGAUUUAAAAAAAAAAAAUAGGUGUGAAAUGCUUCUGUUGGCUUUUUGUUUCAUUGUGCCAAACUGAGCCUUGUUGUUUCCAGUCAGGUGUUUUUGUGCGAGGCCACUACUGAGGCACACAAAGCGACAGAGGGACUUUACGAAACUGCCAAAUUUCAAGCAAACAAUCAGCUCUUUGCUCAUGAUUUAAGUCUUAACACCCAGACCGAUGUUGUGUCUGUCACAUCUGGACCAAAUUAAGAAUAAACCGAAUGUUUACAUGUCUCACAUUGAGAAGCUGUAUCCGGGAAAAACAUACACAGAAAUAAAACCUUGGGGCCUGUGACAGAGAUAAUUAAGCGUUAGGCCAGUCAGGUACAAUUAGAGCCACAGGGAUGUUUGUAUGUGUUUCCUUUCCCCUGCCUUUGUUAACCUGAAUCUUAUUGUUCCUCUGUUUAUUGUGGUAUGACGGAUACUGUGUAUAAAUAAAGUAUGAAAACUAUUUUAAAAUCAA
Molecule: messenger RNA, 4248 nt
Organism: Betta splendens (Siamese fighting fish)
Lineage: Eukaryota; Metazoa; Chordata; Actinopteri; Anabantiformes; Osphronemidae
Gene: prkcab
Product: protein kinase C, alpha, b
Exons: 18
Coding region: 172-2214 (680 amino acids)
Biological process (GO): protein phosphorylation
Molecular function (GO): diacylglycerol-dependent serine/threonine kinase activity; ATP binding; zinc ion binding
Source: RefSeq, a predicted model, not a curated record